GAAGAUUUUUUGUGAUUUUGUCCCGAUUUACUAAAAGCAUCGAAUUAAACUCUUGAAGGCGCCCGAUGGCGCUGGCAGCAUUAUCGGAUGCUUCAGAGAUGGUUUCUGGUGUCGUGUGGAUGAACCACCAGGACCACAUCCUGCAAACGUACCGAGCGAUCUACGAAAACGGAGAGUACACCGAUUGCAUCCUGAUGCUAGCGGAUGGUGUGCUGCACGCCAGCAGUACCGUGCUCAGCAUGGCUUCUGCGCUAUUGGAACGUAUCUUUGCAGGCGCUAGUCUACCGGCCAGCACCGGCCAGCUCUCAGUCUCCAUUCCAGAUGUGAGCGUCGAGGACAUGCAGCAGGUCCUGCUAUUUAUACACACCGGAGAAGUUAAUCUGCAGCCAUACCAGUUGUCCAGCUUCGUGGAAGCAUGUUCGCUGCUCGAGUUACGUGGCAUUAAAGGCUCGGAUGGUAGCAUGAUGGGGUUGGCAAUCAGCGGUACGAACAUCGUAACAGCAAACCCAUCAACGAAUGAAUCCCCCCUGGACACUACGGCCACAGACGACCCGCAGUGCUUGAGCGAACUAUGGUUUCAGGAUGGCAGCGAAACAGAGCUGGAUGCAGACCCUCCAGACCCGGCGGUUCCGGCGGUCCACGAUCAGUCGCAUGUACCGAGUGCCGCUGAAACGGGGAAAAUUGCGAUCGAAAUGAAUGCGGUGGCAACGCUUGAAAACAUUUCCAACGAUGAUUCGUUGAUGGCACAAGAAAGUCAUCUCGUUGGAGCGGACGAGUCUUCUAUGGAUGGAAUGGAGCGGUGUUCCUCUCAGGACGAUUUGAAGGUGUCCGAAUACGAUGAACGACUAGAAGCUGCCAUCAAUGCCAUCGUGAACGAUCAUCUGAGCUAUCGCCAAGCUUCGCAGGCUUACAAUAUACCAAAGACUGUACUGUGGCGCCGGGCGUUACGGAUCAUACGAACUCCGAAACCAUUCAAACCACCGGCGGUUCGAUUGCAAGCCAUGGAAGCGAUAAAAGCGGGAGCAAAGCUUCUCAGUAUUAGCCGCCAGUUCGACAUUCCACUGUCCACGUUGCACCGUGACAAACAGCGGCUGUUUAACGAUGGGAUGCUGCCUGCCUCGGUCACGGUACGGCAGCGCAAGGACGGAUCAGACGCGGAACAGCGUUUACUUGAGGCAGCCCAGCAUUCGCUGAAUGGUACUCUCUCGCUACGGCAGGCAUCGCAGGCCUACUCGCUGCCUAGGACUUCGAUCUGGCGCAAGGUACAAGCGUUGAAGGACCCGGCUUACGUAGAAGAGACACAUAAACAGCUGGAACAAAAAGAAAGAGAAAAAGAUGCCGAUUCGAAGGGUCGGUAACCUUCCGGAAGGGUAAUUCUGGAAUGUAGGUUUCAAGCAGACGCCAUUGUUACAGACAUGUGGAACCAGAAGUGAACUGAAGAUGCUGGAGACUUAAUAAAUCUGUCUAAAAACUAGCUCAAUGGAUAACGGAUUACUUGGUAACAA
Molecule: messenger RNA, 1505 nt
Organism: Anopheles darlingi
Lineage: Eukaryota; Metazoa; Arthropoda; Insecta; Diptera; Culicidae
Exons: 1
Coding region: 66-1358 (430 amino acids)
Molecular function (GO): protein binding; DNA binding
Source: RefSeq, a predicted model, not a curated record